Molecule: messenger RNA, 1351 nt
Organism: Wyeomyia smithii (pitcher-plant mosquito)
Lineage: Eukaryota; Metazoa; Arthropoda; Insecta; Diptera; Culicidae
Product: 6-phosphogluconolactonase
Exons: 3
Coding region: 179-937 (252 amino acids)
Biological process (GO): carbohydrate metabolic process; pentose-phosphate shunt
Molecular function (GO): 6-phosphogluconolactonase activity
Source: RefSeq, a predicted model, not a curated record
UUUGUUUUGUGUUUUGCUGCGCUGCAUAACCGAGACGCACUUCUAAUCGCUGCUGCUGACAUCAUAACUGUUGUCUUUCUCAAGAACGUUCGAGUUCGGCUAUCAGAGUGCUCUGUGCAAUUGAUAUUUCGCGUGUGCCAUCGCAAUCAGCUGCGAAUUCAAAGAAACACUGUCCACGAUGAGUUCCACCUUAAGCUACUACGUUGUCGGCGAGGUCAUCUGCGAUGAAAUUCUGGGCUUACUGGAGAAAUACGCCAAUGAAACACUGCAGAAGCAGGAUUACUUUCGCGUAGGCGUGUCAGGUGGAUCUCUAGCAGAUAUUGUAGCGGAGGGCUUGUACGAUCUUCGAACUGACUUUAACAAGUGGCAGAUUUUUCUCUGUGAUGAGCGUAUCGUACCUGUUGAUAGCAAAGAUUCCACCUACGGAAUCUAUAAGCGUGAUCUUCUCGAUCGAAGAAGUGAGGUCCCUAAAUCGUCUUUUUAUCCAGUCAACACUGCACUGAGCCCAAAGGAAGCGGCUGCAGAUUACGAAAAAACUAUCCGUAAGGCUUUCGGUUUGGAGAAAAGCAAGGAAAUUCCGUCUUUUGAUAUGUUACUGCUUGGCAUUGGGCCCGAUGGACAUACGGCUUCGCUGUUUCCCGAUCAUCCAUUGUUGGAUGAGAAGAAUAUGUUGAUUGCUCCGAUAGAAAACUCGCCGAAGCCGCCUCCAAACAGAGUAACGAUGACGUAUCCGCUUAUCAACAAUGCGAAAGUGUGCAUGUUUGGUGCCCAGGGCAAAUCCAAAGCGGAAAUUUUAAAGAGAAUUCUUGUGGACAAGGACCAGUCACUGCCGGCAACUCGUGUCGACCCGGUGAAUGGACAUUUGAUCUUUGUGGCCUGCGACGAAGCCGCCUCUCUGGUCGAUAUCGAUCCAACACGCGAAAAGGACGACGAUUAGGGUACAGUUUUGUGUCCGCAAGAAGGGUGUAUCACAAAGUGCAUUUCACCGUCACAAUGGGUGUCUAUAUUAUAUGGAAGUGCUUUGGCAUAAUUGCUUUAGAUGGGAAUGUAUUGAUAUUAUCAAUUUAACCUUCUGGUGUCCGUCUUGUGCCUUAUCCAGUGAAACAGUUCGCUCGCAUUGUAUAUCUGUUCUCAUACUGAUUUUUGUUAAAAUUUGUUUUAUUUUUUAGUAGUUCAUCUUGUAAUAUUUUACUUUCGGAGCAUAAGAUCAUGUACAUCUCAUGCAAUGUUAGCUGACUAUUUUUGAUUUUGAUCGACAGUAAAUGUGGACAACAGGGGGUUUCCAGGCAAAGAUUGUAAACUAUUUUAUUUACGAAUGUUUAAUCAAUAAAAUCAUUUACACAAGUUUAAA